Molecule: messenger RNA, 1188 nt
Organism: Haliaeetus leucocephalus (bald eagle)
Lineage: Eukaryota; Metazoa; Chordata; Aves; Accipitriformes; Accipitridae
Gene: PTRHD1
Product: peptidyl-tRNA hydrolase domain containing 1
Exons: 2
Coding region: 1-387 (128 amino acids)
Molecular function (GO): peptidyl-tRNA hydrolase activity
Source: RefSeq, a predicted model, not a curated record
AUGGCGGCGCCCGGAGCGGCAGCGGCGGCGGCGGCGCUGGUACAGUACGUGGUGCUGCGGGGGGACCUGGGCCGCCCGCCGCGGUCGUGGCCGUUGGGCGCGGUAGUGGCUCAGGGAUGCCACGCCGCCCUGGCAGCCGCGCAUGCGCACCGCCAGCACCCCGACACCCGCGCCUACCUGGAGUUGGGCGGCGCCAUGCGGACCGUCGUGCUGGAGGCUCCGGAUGAAGCCGCCCUGACGGCGCUGGCAGAGACCCUGAAGCAGCACGGCAUCGACCACGAAGUGUGGACUGAGCAGCCUGAGAACAUGGCCACCUGCCUGGCGCUCAGGCCCUACCCAAAGGACCAAGUGCACCAGCACCUGAAGAAAUUUAAAUUGCUGAAGUGAGCAGGAACGGGCACGGGCAGCUCUCCUCCUGAGCCAGAGCCGAGGUCACCCCCAGACAGGCGCCGGGAGGAAAGCUGCUGUGUCUUGGGAGUGCUGUGCUAAUGCUCAGCAGCAGGUAGUCUUCUCCUCGCGUGGUGAUAGCAGUUACACGGUGUGAAACGGUUCUUUGGUGGGGAGGAUUAAAUGUUAUUCUGUGCAGAAAUGUGACUAUGUGUUAUAUUAACCUGCUGUCUACAGGCAGUGGGCUUGCAGGUCGUCCCCCUGCCAGCACAGGCAAACUUGAAAAUGUCUCUCCUGCUUUUUAGGGGCGAGUUUUCCCUUGGGCGGCCCUUUGAGCUUCCCCAUCCGUCCAUCCUGAUGGCUGUUUUCCCCAUGCCCGAGCUCCACAAGCAGGGCCUGGGUGUAGGCACAGCUGUCCGGCGGCUCUGGUCCUCCCCGUGGAUUUGGCGCUGGUUCUGCUGCUGGUGUGGCCAUGCUCCCGGCAUCUCUCCCACCUCCACCCCUCGCUCCGUGGCUGCGGAGCCAUGCCAGAUCGCUUUUUCCUCCCGCACCAGCGAGGCCGGUUUGUCCAUGAUUUUAUUCGCACUGAACCGCGCGAUGAAACCCUGCCGGGAGCCACGCAGACAGCAGACGGCAGCAUUGGCCAUCGAGCCAGGACUCGCUGCAGACCUCGUUCUGCUGUGUUCGGCCUCGUUUACAAUAAAAGUAUUUGAAAUGAGCCACUUAGUUUAAAAAAAAAAAAAAGUGCGUUGUCAGCUAGAAGUGCAUGUGCCCCACCUCUCCCCAUCCUGGUUGUGCUGU